AACGUGUAAAAAUGUAGUUCAAAAUGGCUGUGUUCACCGCCGUUCAAGUGCUAUAAUAGUGUCUGCAAAAUUAUCCUAUUGGUGGCCAGCUGAGCUGAAGUGCCUCUCAAAACAUAUAAAGGUAAACCAACCCUCCGAUCAAACCCUCCAGCUCCCAAAACAGUAAACCAACCCUCCGAUCAAACCCUCCAAUCAUCGCCGGUUGUCCGCGCAGUAGAAGGAAAGAAUCCCGCAACAGAACCGGCUACGCGGUAAGUUGACGGACGGUGAUUGUAUCCGAAAGUUACGCUCGUAUCCCGCAUUCGGGUACGCUCGUAUCCCGUAUUCGGGUCAUAUGAUCUCGGUCGGCCAUCUCCCCUUUCAUAUUUCGAAGGCUUCGCUCCAAAACCCUGGACGCCAGUAGAGCUUCUUCAUAUUGCUUCUCUGGUCCGCAGGCAUACGUCUUCCCCUCGUCUCCCCUUUCAUAUUUCGAAGGCUUCGCUCCAAAACCCUGGACGCCAGUAGAGCUUCUUCAUAUUGCUUCUCUGGUCCGCAGGCAUACGUCUUCCCCUCGUCUUUCUUCGGGACUCGGGGUAGAUUCCGCUGUGGGCGUCUCAAGGCGUGGCCGUGUGGAUCGUUAACCAGGUUUCUUCCGUUCGAAUUACUUGUUCAUAUUGCAAUUGUUUGUCUAUAUUCACCCGUUCGAUCGGAUAAGGCUACGAUAUCUUUUGUUCUAUCAGAAAGAAUGUAUUUCUAGGGGAUAGUAGUUUCGAGUCUUGUGAUCAUUUAGGGAUCAGGUAAUGUAUGGCGUUGAUGCGAUAACGAAGCACUGGGAUCAGUAGGGUUUUGCGCUUACCUUUUCGUUCAUUACGUUCAAGAUUUAAGAUAUCAUUCUUUCUCAAGGCUGCAAAUGGAACUCCUGAAGAUAUUUUGAUAUGCAUAUUAGAGCAAGAAAUAGGAUCAUGUUAAAUUUAUCUGUUCGCUGUCAAGGUUUAUUGCUGAUUUUUUAUAUGUUGGAACAUUCUGCCCUUGAGAAACUACAUAGUCGGCGAUGACUGAGCUAAUGGCUGAGGUUGGUUCGGAGCAAGAAACGACAGAGCUCUCUGAAAAUAAUGAGACUGAAGUAGAGGUUGAAGGUAGGGACUUAUUACUGAAGGAGAAUGAUACAGAUAAGCAGAGCUCUCAGCUGUCUGUGAAGGCUGGUAACUCUGAAUCCGUCGAGACCUCUGCAGAAAACAAUUUGGCUGAGAUAUCUGAUAAGACUGAUGAUACACUGACCGAGAAGCAAGUUUAUGACGCACUCUUGGAGAAGAAAACUGAUGAGACACUCUUGAACAAACAAACAGAUGGUCUGGUCACUGUGACAAUGGCUCAAAUUGACACUGGUUCUGAUCAAAUAGGUGGUUUAGGUUCUCCAUCUACACUGCUAGAAAAUAAGACAGCAUCUGUAAUGACACAUGUGAAGGAACCUCAUGCAGAAGAUAAUCACACCAAAACCUACUUGAAUGAUGAAAAUACUGGAGGAGAUUGUUCGACCCAGUCAUCUACCUUUAACCCCUACUUUGAUGGCAAUCUUUCUGGAUCUGAGGAAGAACAAGCUUCUUUCUUGAAGGAGCUGGUGAGUUUCUAUAAGAAAAGGAGGAUGGUGUUCAGACCACCUAAAUUCUAUGGACAAACACUGAAUUGUCUCAAGUUGUGGAGAAUAGUAAGUAGAUUGGGCGGUUAUGAACUGGUGACACAAUGUAGGCUCUGGCCUGAGGUUGGACUGACUUUCAAGCCUCCCAAGACUUUUACAACAGUGUCUUGGUCUUUCCGAACUUUCUAUGAGAAGGUGCUCCUUGAGUAUGAGAAGCAUAAGUCCCGAACUGGUCAACGUAAAAAUCCCUUUAUACAUCUUCCAUCAUUUAUGAGGUUUGAAAAUCAGGAUGGGAAUUCAUCUAUUCUGAGGGAGGAUGAACAAGGUAAAAGCAUUGGCCCGUUUAAGAGGAGAAAACCUUACCAAGAGCAUGCAGCAAAAGUUGUGAAAACACUUGUUAAUCCACGAAAGACUGUAGAUGUUGCUGAUUUUGGUGCCCCUGCUGACUGGGUUAAGAUUAAUGUGUUGCAAUCUAAUGAGUGCUAUGACGUGUAUGUUCUGGUCCCAGGACUAAUGAUUGGAGAGGUACAUAUUGAGUCAGAUCGUACAGGUUUUUUGAUCAUUUCUGGUCAGCCUGAGCAGCACGAUAAUCCUUGGGGUAUCACCCCCUUUAAGAAGGUCAUAAACUUCCCUUUACCGAUUGAUCCGCAUCAUACUACUGCCGUGGCUUUCUUACAUGGCCUGCUAUUUGUUCGUGUACCGAUUCAACGAAGAGUUGGAUGGCACUGCGGAGUUUAGGGUUUAUAAAGAGAUGAGAAUUUGGGGGGAACUCAUAACAAUCGAUCACUUACUACAGGUUUUGUCUCUGAUCAUGGCUAAAUAUUUUUCCAGUACUCCAUUUUGUUAUGAAUGUCACAUGCAUUCCCAGUACAUGCAUUACUGCCUUCAACUCAAUCGCUGAAAUUUGAUUCUUGGGCCGAGUUGAAGACGGAAUGGUGUUUGAUUUCUCGACUGCGUAGCUGUUAAGAGAGUCGAUCUUCUUCAGGUUUUGGCUGCUUGUUAUUUGGUCCUCGAAACAGUUUAUUGCUCUCAUAUUCUGCAUGACAUUUAUCCAGUAUCUCAAGUACUCUAUCU
Molecule: messenger RNA, 2689 nt
Organism: Musa acuminata AAA Group (dessert banana)
Lineage: Eukaryota; Viridiplantae; Streptophyta; Magnoliopsida; Zingiberales; Musaceae
Product: AT-rich interactive domain-containing protein 3-like
Exons: 11
Coding region: 1031-2353 (440 amino acids)
Biological process (GO): regulation of transcription by RNA polymerase II
Cellular component (GO): nucleus
Molecular function (GO): DNA binding
Source: RefSeq, a predicted model, not a curated record